AUGUCAGUGGUGGAGAUGACGAUGACCGAGUUUCAGAGUGGGAGGCCGGGUCGUCGAAUGUCGAUCCGACUCAAGACGGUUAUGGAAGGUGAGGAUACCAUCGAUUUGAUUCAAGACGAUUCCGAUUCGAGGAGAUUACAGAGAGUUGACAGCGGCGUCACUAGCGGUGGAGCUGGAGGGGAAGCUGACUCCACUUUGCGAGCCGAUGAUUCUUCCAUAACGUUGUUGAAAAGGGUUCGUUUGGUUUGGACUCCUCAACUGCACAAGCGAAUUGUGGAGGUUGUUGGGCAUUUAGGAGUGAAGAACGUUGUUCCUAAAACGAUUAUGCAGAUGAUGAACGUUGAAGGAUUGACCAGAGAGAACGUCGCCACUCAUUUACAGAAGUAUAGGCUUUAUGUAAAACAGAUGCACGGAUCAUCUAACGAAGGGCCAUCUUCUUCCGAUCCUUUGUUCGCUUCCGCUGUUGUUCCCAAGAGGUUUCACGAGUCAGAUUAG
This is a messenger RNA of Lactuca sativa (garden lettuce), 495 nucleotides long. Its product is annotated as transcription factor LUX. The record is from RefSeq and is a predicted model, not a curated record. Gene Ontology annotation, biological process: regulation of DNA-templated transcription. Gene Ontology annotation, molecular function: DNA-binding transcription factor activity; DNA binding. Lineage: Eukaryota; Viridiplantae; Streptophyta; Magnoliopsida; Asterales; Asteraceae. Gene Ontology annotation, cellular component: nucleus.